GGGAUUGGCAAAUACCGGAAGUUAUUCGUUACCUACGAAAACAAACUCACCAAAACCUACGAUAGGUCAAGCAUGUGGCAACACCUGAAGGAUCAGAAGAAUUCGAUGCAUUUAUAGUUUGAAAUUCGUAUAUUUCAUAACUCUUUCGUCAUUUUAUAAUGAGAAAAGUUCAUGAUUAAUCGGCGAAAUGUAAUUACAGCUGCCUGCUGUUUAAAUGUUUGAGUAAUAAAAUUCGGUCGAUUUCAGUACAGUACUACGCCAGUGCAUACCACUACCUUACCCGACUUUUGUUCAUAGAACGAUGGAAUUGAACGACGACGAACUCACGGAUUUAUAUAAAUGGGUAGAUGCAAUACCUUUAUCAAAGCCAAAGAAGAAUAUGACAAGAGACUUCGCCGACGGAGUGUGUGUUGCAGAGAUCCUGAAGUAUUAUUUCCCAAAAAUAGUGGAGUUGCACACCAUCUCUCAGUGCAGUAAAACUCAUUUGAAAAUACAAAAUUGGUUAAUGCUUAACAGAACAGUUUUUUCAAAAUUAAGAUUUGAACUUGCGUCUGACGUGAUAGAGGAUUUGUCUACCUGUAAACCUGGUGUCAUAGAAAAAGUUUUACAUAAACUACGAUCCAAGAUAGAUAGUGCACUAUGGCACAUGAAGAACAACCCACGCCGGGAGAGUGAUAAACCAGAGGCAGAUCAAGUGUACAAUCAUUACGCUAGCAUUCGUACUGAUCCGUACCAAGGUAAAACGGUAAAAGUCCCAGUGUUGGAACCUUACGAUCCCUACAAUGACUCUCCAAACAGAAAAGGUACAAAUCGUCACAGGAGUCCUACAAGAGGUUGUCCAUCAUCUUCGGAUGAAACUCACUCUGAUGAUGGUACACUAUCUUUGUCCCAGUGGUCUGAGCCAAUUGUGCCUUAUCAUAUGACGACUGCGGGCCCUCCACGCCCCACUGUGCCUUACUACAGCGGCCCAGACAGUGAGGCUGUGUCCUCACUCAUGUUCGAGGAGAAGGUCCAGGAAAGCAUGUCAAAGGAUGAAACCAUACAGAUUCUCCAAGCCAAAAUCCAGAGACUGGAACAUCUUCUGCAUCUGAAAGACCUCAAAAUCAACACCCUUCAGGAUCACCUUGAUGAACUCCGACCAACUGUGCAGACGAAGAAACGGUCACAAAACUUUCGCUAAAGCUUGAAUUAUUAAAAUUUUACCAUAUAAUCACAUCAUCAGAAUAUUUCACUCAGUAUUGGACUUGAUAUAAGUAGACAGUAGUUCAUGUGUGGAAAAAAUUAUAGUCGGAGAACCUACUUGGAAAUUCUGUCCUUAAAUUACUGGUGACACCAUCCUUAUUGUGAAAAUGAUCUUUUGUACAUGGAAAUAUCUUAUAACAGAGCACUGAAAGACGAUUUUGCUUGUAAGACAUUUUUUUGCUAUAUGCUGGGAGCUAAAUAGAACAUGUUGGACACAUGUUGGAGAAAGUGUUUUUGACUGUACGAAAUCCAACAUCUGCAACUUAGAUCAUCAGUAAGAGGGGGGAAAUUCAGAACUUCAUUCACAAGUUAAAAGAUACUUUCCAUGUUCUGGGAGAGAGAAAAGUUGAUUAUAAUUUAAAAGAAAAUAAAUUUUUGACCAAAAAUAUAGCUCUGAUACAUGUAUAGGCAGCAUUUAAAUAAACACAUAGUGAAGUCUUUGUCAUAAAUAUCUCUAUUUUCUAUUGCAAGAGAAAUUCUACUUCAUUCAAAACAUUAUUGUUAAGCAUAAAACAGGCAUUUUAUUUCUAUCGAUCAAAGUGAUCUCUGUAUACCAUUCAAUACACUCUCUCCCUAAGGAUUCUCUUAGUACCACUGUAUACCAUUCAAUACACUCUCUCCCUAAGGAUUCUCUUAGUACCACUGUAUACCAUUCAAUACACUCUCCCCCUAAGGAUUCUCUUAGUACCACUGUAUACCAUUCAAUACACUCUCUCCCUAAGGAUUCUCUUAGUACCACUGUAUACCAUUCAAUACACUCUCUCCCUAAGGAUUCUCUUAGUACCACUGUAUACCAUUCAAUACACUCUCUCCCUAAGGAUUCUCUUAGUACCACUGUAUACCAUUCAAUACACUCUCUCCCUAAGGAUUCUCUUAGUACCACUGUAUACCAUUCAAUACACUCUCUCCCUAAGGAUUCUCUUAGUACCACUGUAUACCAUUCAAUACACUCUCUCCCUAAGGAUUCUCUUAGUACCACUGUAUACCAUUCAAUACACUCUCUCCCUAAGGAUUCUCUUAGUACCACUGUAUACCAUUCAAUACACUCUCUCCCUAAGGAUUCUCUUACCGGGGUAGUACCACUGCCAAAAAUUUCAACUCUGAAUUGGAAACUUUUUCUCCAGCACAAUCACCGGUAUAUAAAAAAUAAUAAAGGUGAAAUAAAAACAAAUCAAUAACAGUGUUCUGAGUUUGAAAAUUCAAUGGAGCCAGACGAGGAUUCGAACCCGAGACCUCCAAGUCAUUAUAAGCAGUCACUCUAGGCAACAGAAUUUUCUAGUGAGUUGUUGGCAAUGGGACAUGGAUCCUUAAAUCUCAGUAGAUUGAUGUUAUUUUGACAUUUAUAACACAUUUCUAAUAAUCUCUUGGUUUCUUUGCCAUUUAAAUUGUUGAUCAAGUUAUCUAGUGAUAGAACUACCACUGACAACAACACACUGAUUGAGUUAUCUCCCUUAAAAAAAGGUGAACCACAUCUUUUGUAUAAAGAGUGUUUUAAGAAGUAGAUCUAUGAUUUUUUUUUUGUGUCUGUUGGACUUCAUCAUUCAGCCCAAAAAUUUGCCACAUAUUUAGUGUAAAAAGAUAGUAAUGUUUUAGAUAACGAUGAAUAUCAAUGUCUAAAGAAUUCGUGGUUCCGCUUUGUGUAAGAAAUGGUUUCAAUAGGAUACACAUGUGUAAAUGAAAUAUACAUGGUUAAUAUUAGACAUAUUAUGUAACAUCUACAUGGUUUUAACAAACAAGACACGGAAUAUAAAAUCUGCAUAGUUUUGAUAUUAGUUGUAUGAAAUCUACAUGAUUUUAAUAGAUGAGACACAAUAUAUAAAAACUACGUAUAAUUUUAACAAAUUGUAUAAAAUCUACCUGGAUACAUGGUUUUUAUAUGUAACACUUUGUAUAAGCUCUGUUUGAUUUCUUAGAGAUUUUCAUUGGCUGGGGAACAUUUCAGUUUUGUAUAUUGAAGUGUUGUCAACACAUAGCUGUGAUAUUUUCAAACAGUUUGACGAAUUGUGUAAAUCACUUUAUUUUCAUGAGUAUGUCUUGUGGUAAUUUGCAAGGAGACUCGUGUGCAUAUAAUAUUCUUUGCAGCAAUAAUCCCUAUCAGUAUUGAAAGAACAUUCUCUAAAUAAAAAAAAACAGGUAUUGUUUGUGAAAUUAAAUACACAAGAAAUAAAGUGAUUAAAAGUUUGGUAUGGGUUAGAUAAUCAGUGUCUUACAGAUAUCUAUCACUGAACAAAAUAAAAGUAAGAUAUGGGUUAGAUAAUCAGUGUCUUACAGAUGUUUAUCACUGAACAGAAUAAAAGUUGGGUAUGGUUAGAUAAUCAGUGUCUUACAGAUGUUUAUCACUGAAGAGAAUAAAAGUUUGGUAUGGGUUAGAUAAUCAGUGUUUUACAGAUGUUUAUCACUGAAGAGAAUAAAAGUUUGGUAUGGGUUAGAUAAUCAGUGUCUUACAGAUGUUUAUCACUGAACAGAAUAAAAGUAAGAUAUGGGUUAGAUAAUCAGUGUCUUACAGAUGUUUAUCACUGAACUGAAAUCAACUUGUGGUGUUCAUGUCACAAAUAUCAGGUCAUCGAAAGUACAGAAACAUUCAUAAAAAAUAUACGAAAUGUUGAAAUCAAAAUUAGCCUUAUGUGAUGUGAAAUAUUUGGUACUACGUAUACAAGGGAAAUAUUAAGAUAUAUCAACAGUUAUGUGUGUGUACCUUAGUAUCAUUUAUGGAAGGUUUCGGUACAAGUAUCUAGAUGGUUAUUGAAGGUUCUGGUUAGUAUAUAUCCUAACAGUUAUGGGAGGUUUCGGUGUGUGUACCUUAGUAUCAUUUAUGGAAGGUUUCGGUACAAGUAUCUAGAUGGUUAUUGAAGGUUCUGGUAAGUAUAUAUCCUAACAGUUAUGGGAGGUUUUGGUGUGUGUACCUCAGUAUCAUUUAUGGAAGGUUUCCGUACAAGUAUCUAAAUGGUUAUUGGAGGUUCUGGUUAGUAUAUAUCCUAACAGUUAUGAGAGAUUAUAGUAAGAAUGUCUGUGGUGUUUUGGUAAACAUAUCUUGUAAAUUAGCAUCAAUUAACAUUGUAUAAUUUUCCAGAGUGAUUUAGCAGUCAGAUUUUUUUCUUGUGUAAAAAAUUGUCAAAUGUUAACUUCUAAUUUUUCUGUGAUGGUAUAUCUUUAAAUUGUCUACAUAACAGAACUGUGUUAAUGUACAUGUAUGAUGUAAUUUUUUAUAACUUUUGAUUUUGCCUUUACCUGGAACUAACUUCGUUUUGAAUUUUUUGUUUGUUUUUAUGUCGGCAGGUUAGAAUGAAUUUUCCUGUAUAAAGCUAUUUGUUUUUAUGUCGGCAGGUUAGAAUGAAUUUUCCUGUAUAAAGCUAUUUGUUUUUAUGUUGGCAGGUUAGAAUGAAUUUUCCUGUAUAAAGCUAUUUGUUUUUAUUCAAAAGCUUGACAAGGAGGACAUAUAUAUAAGACUUCUAUUGGUUAUAUGUAAAUUUUUAUUUUUAUUUUACAACAGUUAUGAAACAAGUUUUCCGUAUUUGUAUAAAACACUUGUUGGCCAGGAUGGAAGCACACAGAGGCUCGUCUAUUGAUGUAGUAUUAUCAUUUUGAUGCUUUUGAAUAUUCAUGAUUCCUUAGUUUAUAUUUCUGAUAAUCAUUUUCCGUCCAAGCAUAAUGCUAUAAUUAAAACAAAAUUACAAUUAAAACUAGUUUUUCAACUACCGGUAUCUAUAUCGAUCAGUCAGAAAUAUGCUAAAAAAGGUAUGUUCUAAGGGCUUAUAUUAUUUCGUUUUUGCACUCCAGCGAGAUGUUUCUCAGGUAUUUGAUAUCUACGUUGAACAGUUUCUGUUAGAUUGAUUUCAAUCAUAAGAUAUUUUUGCUUAAAUUUGCUAGGUACCAGUAUGUUGUAGAAAGAGGGUUCAUUUUCCUAAAAUACAUUUUUAGAUAUAGAUUCAAAUUCUUCCGUCCUUAGAUAGUAAUCAAGACAAUGAUACUUCCAGUAUUUGUUUUAGAAUAUUUGUCUGGAAAAGAUUGUAUCUGUUUGUCCGAAAUAUUUAUGUUCAUGUACUGGUAAAUAAAAUACUGCAAUGCAUAACA
Mizuhopecten yessoensis (Yesso scallop) is the source of this 5313-nucleotide messenger RNA. Its product is annotated as sperm flagellar protein 1-like. Gene Ontology annotation, cellular component: axoneme. Gene Ontology annotation, biological process: regulation of cytoskeleton organization. The coding region runs from base 302 to 1180 and encodes 292 amino acids. The transcript is spliced from 9 exons. The record is from RefSeq and is a predicted model, not a curated record. Gene Ontology annotation, molecular function: microtubule binding. NCBI's taxonomy places the organism in Eukaryota, Metazoa, Mollusca, Bivalvia, Pectinida, Pectinidae.